GAUUAUAUCGACCAAAAAUUUCAACAGCUCCAAAAAGAACUUACAAACCAAAUUUUAUCCCUCAAAAGAAGUAUUUUGUACGAUUUGGAUAAGAAGAUAAACAAAGUGAAACAUACAAUUAUCAUUAAUCAAUCAAACGCUAAUUACCAACCAGAAAGAAGCAUCGAAAAGUUAAAAGAAGCAUUAACAAUUGCUCUACCAACAGUAUCACUGGAUCACUUUUUACAAUUAGAAAAUUUAUUAAUGGAUUCUCCACAGAACAAAGAAGCAUUGAUGGCUUUGUUCCGUGUACUUAUUACUACACAAUCCAAUUUGAAAGAAAGCAUUGUCAAAGUAAUGAGUUCAAUAAUGACGAAGGCAGUAGAAUUACAAUAUUCGGGAACAGGAAAAAUAAUUAAUGGACAGUCCAAAAGAAACUUUAGCAAUAUUUUAAUAGAAAAAUUUGGAAAUAGUGUGGAUUUAAAGAAGUUGCCAGGUCAGGUGGGAUUAUGGUUAUCACGAGCUAGAGACUGUGAAGGAGGCAGAAAAGAACGAAACAAAAAUAAUUAAAAAUAAAACCUUAAAAUUUAUUUAAAAUAUUAAGUCAAAAUUAAAGUUUAAAAUUUGUUACCACUUUUCCAUUUAAUAUAUCUUUGAUAUGUAUAUACGUACAAAUACAUUAUUUCUUUAUACAAAAUUAUUUUUAAUAUAAAAAUUAUUAAGUUCGGUUACAUUUAAAAGUUUUUUACACAAAUCAACAUAUAUGUGAUAUAUGUAUAUGUAGAAAUUUUUUUUUUUUAAACGAUUUUUAAUAUAAAAAUGAAUAAGUUUAGUUAAAAUGUUGAGUUUCUUGCGUAAGUCAACAAAUAUGUGAUAUGCAUAAAUAUAUUAUUUCUAUAAAAAAGAUUUCUAGUAUAAAAAU
Molecule: messenger RNA, 901 nt
Organism: Odontomachus brunneus
Lineage: Eukaryota; Metazoa; Arthropoda; Insecta; Hymenoptera; Formicidae
Exons: 4
Coding region: 244-549 (101 amino acids)
Source: RefSeq, a predicted model, not a curated record